AGCAAGGAAUGGUACCACGCACGCGGGAUCCCUUUCCGCCGCGGGUACCUCCUGCACGGCGUGCCCGGCGCGGGCAAGACGAGCCUCAUCCAGAGCCUCGCGGGCGCGCUCGGGCUCGACGUGUACGUCGUCUCGAUCGGGCGCAAGGGGCUCGACGACGCGGAUCUGGCGCAGCUGAUCUCUGAAUUGCCGGAGCGGUGCGUCGCGGUGAUGGAGGAUAUCGACGCAGCGUUCGCGCACACGGUUAGCCGCGAGUCGUCCUCGUCGAAUGAGGACUCCAGUUCUGUUGGGAACGGCGUGACUCUCAGCGGGCUUCUCAAUGCCAUCGACGGUAUUGGCGCACACGAAGGCCGCAUUCUAUUCGCCACGACCAAUAGAUAUGAGGCUCUCGAUCCUGCGUUAUGCCGACCCGGCCGCAUGGACCGGCAUGUCGAAUUUGGGUACGCGAGCGCGCACCAGGCGCGCGAGCUCUUCCGCGUGUUCUACCAGCCGGCUGGUGGAGACUCAGAAGGCUCCGUUCCCUCGGAGAAGGAUAAAGACACCGAGCUGGAGGACCUGGCCGCGCAGUUCGCCGAGAAGGUGCCCGAGGGGCGGUUCUCGAUGGCGAGCCUGCAGGGCUACCUGAUGAUGUACAAGACUUGCCCGCGUGAGGCGGUUGAGCAAGUCGGGAGGUGGGUGGAGGAGGAAGAGAGGGAGACCAAAAAGGGGCGCGUGGAGACUUGA
Messenger RNA from Gloeophyllum trabeum ATCC 11539, 723 nucleotides. RefSeq names its product P-loop containing nucleoside triphosphate hydrolase protein. The record is from RefSeq and is a predicted model, not a curated record. The transcript has a single exon. NCBI's taxonomy places the organism in Eukaryota, Fungi, Basidiomycota, Agaricomycetes, Gloeophyllales, Gloeophyllaceae. The annotation marks the transcript as partial. Gene Ontology annotation, molecular function: ATP hydrolysis activity; ATP binding. Gene Ontology annotation, biological process: mitochondrial respiratory chain complex III assembly; protein insertion into mitochondrial inner membrane from matrix. Gene Ontology annotation, cellular component: mitochondrial inner membrane.